Molecule: messenger RNA, 1016 nt
Organism: Schistocerca serialis cubense
Lineage: Eukaryota; Metazoa; Arthropoda; Insecta; Orthoptera; Acrididae
Product: neuroglobin-1-like
Exons: 5
Coding region: 1-570 (189 amino acids)
Molecular function (GO): oxygen binding; heme binding
Source: RefSeq, a predicted model, not a curated record
AUGCCGGGUCCCGUGGGCGGCAGUGGGCGCCGCUUUUCGCAGCGCGCCUCCUCGCUGUUAUCGCCGUCCUCGCCGCCGCCGCCCCCACCGCCGCCGGAGAUCUCGGAGCAGCAGAAGCAGCUGCUCACGGACGCCUGGAAGACGCUCGAGGACGACAUCGCCAGCGUGGGUGUCAUCACGUUCAUCAGCUUGUUCGAGACACAUCCAGAUGUGCAACAGGUCUUCAUGCCUUUCAACGGAAUUGCCAUAGAGGAUCUGAAGCACAGCAAGCAACUAAGGGCUCACGCGCUAAGGGUGAUGGCGUUCGUGCAGAAGGCUGUGGCGCGACUGUACGAACCUGAAGAGAAGCUGCUGACACUGCUGCAGGACCUGGGUCGUAAGCACGUCUCUUAUGGCGCCAAACAGGAGUACGUGGAUUUAAUUGGGCCGCAGUUCAUCCAGGCGAUUAAACCGUCGCUGGAAGCUCAGUGGAGUAACGAACUGCAGGGGGCCUGGGAGCGCCUGUUCGAAUACAUCGCGUUCCACAUGAAGGCGGCCAUGGAACGCGAGAAGGCGGAGAAGCGGCGCUGACCUCCGCUGCUGGGCCGCGCGGGAUCCACGCCCUGAUCUCUCCGACGCGGCGCUACCCGCUCUCACACCGUUGCUGAGGACGCAGAGCCAACAGCGAGUCGAAACGUCGAGCGGUGAUUUCUGUGCACCGUGGCACCCCACACGGAGCUUAGUUGUGAGAAAUCAUCUGUGAACCAUGUGACUGUAAAGUGCAAUCUCUCUUAUAUAUCGACUCUUCAGAAGGUGGAGCCAAGCACAAGAGUGCGUGGCUGACCACUGUGGUACUCAAAAAAAUUAUCUUUGUAAAUUUUGAAAACAAGACGUGUCCUCCAAUUCAAACAAGGUUUUUCUACAGACGUUUUCCCUUUUCAUGAAGCAUGGUGAGAACAGUCUGACAACCGCAAGUACCUCGCAGAAUGCUGAGGCAAUGAAUUGAUUAACGUAUGGCCUCCAGCACUUUUAUGAAG